Messenger RNA from Vicia faba (fava bean), 1680 nucleotides. The record is from the annotation of a GenBank genome assembly. Lineage: Eukaryota; Viridiplantae; Streptophyta; Magnoliopsida; Fabales; Fabaceae.
AUGAAGCAAAAAAAUCCAACAUCAACCACACCAAGAACUUCGUUCAAACAUCAACAACAACAGCAACAUAGUACUGAUAACAAGUCUCCACAAUCAACAACAACACGUUUAAGAGUAAGAGCUUCUCCUAAGACACCACCAGAGAUUGUUAAUAGAGUAUCUCCCAUUCCAUCAACAAGAGCUAAGUCAGUGCCUCCAGAGUUAAAGCACAAUUCAAAGGCCAAAAGGAGUAUUGUGAUGAAAUCAAUUCAAGAGGUUGAAUGUUCUCACAAAGGUGGUAGUAGUACUAGGGAAGUUGAAGAGACUAAGGUUGCUGUUUCUGUUGCCCGGUCGCGGCGUAGGAGGGUUGAGGAUGAUCAUGAUGUGAAGGAGAAAAAUGAGUUGCUUAAGAAGCUUGAGAUGAGUGAGGGUUUGAUCAAGAGUUUGCAGUCUGAGGUGAAGGCUUUGAAGGAUGAAUUAGAUCAUGUUAAAAGCUUGAAAAUUGAGCUUGAGUCUCAGAAUAUAAAGCUUACUCAGAAUCUUGCUACUGCUCAAGCUAAUUUAGCAGCUGUUGCAACAACUAGUACUAGAAAGGAGACAAUUGGAGAACACAAGAGUUCCAAAUUUAAAGACAUACAAAAACUCAUUGCUGACAAAUUGGAAAGGUCUAAGGCCAAAAAAGAAGCUAAUCAUGACGCGAUUUUUGUUAAAGCUUCAAUUCCAACUGCAACACCAAGUCAUGCCAUUCCUGAAACUACAAGUAUAGGAAGAAAAUCACCAACCAAUCAAUGCCUCCUGCCACCUCCUCCACCGCCACCACCACCAAUUCCGUCUCGGCCUAAAUUGGCCAACACUCAUAAGGCUCCUGCAAUUGUCCAACUAUUUCACUCGUUAAAAACUCAAGACGCGAAGAAAGACUCCAAAGGAUCCAUGACUCAUCAUCAUAAACCAAUAACUAACAGUGCACACAAUAGCAUUGUAGGAGAAAUUCAAAACCGUUCGGCUCAUCUGUUAGCAAUAAGGUUGGACAUUCAAACAAAAGGAGAGUUCAUUAAUGACCUUAUUAAAAAGGUGGUUGAUGCAGCCUAUGUCGAUAUUGAAGACGUCCUCAAGUUUGUUGAUUGGCUUGAUGGUGAACUAUCUACUUUGGCGGAUGAGCGUGCUGUCUUGAAGCAUUUUAAGUGGCCUGAGAAGAAAGCUGAUGCGAUGCGUGAGGCUGCAGUUGAGUAUCGUGAGCUUAAAAUGUUGGAACAAGAGAUUUCAUCUUACAAGGAUGACCCUGAUAUUCCAUGUGUAGCUAGUUUGAAAAGGAUGGCAAGUUUAUUAGACAAGUCUGAGCGGAGCAUACCGAAGCUAGUCAUGUUGCGAAAUUCUGCCAUACAUUCGUAUCAAGUUUACAACAUUCCAACUGCAUGGAUGCUUGAUUCAGGAAUAGUGAGCAAGAUAAAGCAGGCUUCUAUGAAUCUGGUCAAGAUGUACAUGAAAAGAUUGACAAUGGAGCUCGAAUCCAUUCGAAACACAGACAGAGAAUCCAGUCAAGAUUCUCUUCUACUGCAGGGUGUGCAUUUUGCUUAUAGAGCCCAUCAGUUUGCUGGAGGUUUGGACUCAGAAACUUUGUGUGCAUUUGAAGAGAUAAGGCAACUUGUACCAGGAAACCUAGCAGGGUCUAGAGAACUUUUGGCUGGCAUAGCAUCAACAUGA